This is a messenger RNA of Trichobilharzia regenti, 330 nucleotides long. NCBI's taxonomy places the organism in Eukaryota, Metazoa, Platyhelminthes, Trematoda, Strigeidida, Schistosomatidae. The record is from the annotation of a GenBank genome assembly.
AUGCUCCCGAACUUGGUUGGCCGAGACGUGUGUGUAUUAGGAACUGUCUUGCGUGUCGCGCCUUCAGGUCAACGAAUUCACAUACGCUGUGUAGAUGGAAAGGAAAUCGAUUGCAAUCUUAUUUCUCCGCUUCAGACUUCACCAGAGAACCGAAUUAUUGAAGUUCAAGGCCGCGUAAGUAAUGUACAAGGCAAUGAAAUCAAUGCUACAGCAGAACCAGUCGUUUUUUCACAAGAAGCCAGUGCAAAGUUUGAUUGUGAAUUAUAUUCACAAGCUGUUCAAAUGACUGCUCAAUUCGAUCAGUUCUACGUUCAACCAAUGGAAACGUAA